Messenger RNA from Perca fluviatilis (European perch), 858 nucleotides. RefSeq names its product matrix metalloproteinase-9-like. NCBI's taxonomy places the organism in Eukaryota, Metazoa, Chordata, Actinopteri, Perciformes, Percidae. The transcript is spliced from 2 exons. The coding region runs from base 307 to 735 and encodes 142 amino acids. The record is from RefSeq and is a predicted model, not a curated record.
GUGUGUAAUGAUUGAUUACAUGACGAAAUGGGUUGAAGUGUACCCCAUUCAGGCCAAAAAGGCUGAGCUGGUGGCAGAGUGCAUCAUGGAUUUCUUUUACCGCCAUGGUGCACCCAAAUGGAUCCUCAAAGACGGGGGGGAAAGAGUUUGUGAAUAAAAUAAGCCACGACAAAGUGGAGGCAGUAGCAGCUGAAGAGAAACCAUGUCCUCACAUUUCAGCUGUUCAAAAGGGAGGUGUAUCCCAAGGUGAGGGAAAACACGAAGGCUGCCCAAGAAAGGGUGAGAAAGAGGAAAUGGUCUCUGGGCAUGGAUGACCAUUUUGAGGUUGGGGACAAAGUCCUCCGCAAAAACAUCAGAGAAGAGCAGCGGAAGGGAGGGAAGAUGGAGAGGGAGCUCCUGGGGCCGUACACCAUCGCAAGCAUUGAGGGCAAAAGUGUUGACCUGCUGGUCGCCAAUGGGAAGGCAAUAAAAAGGAUCAAUCUGGACCAUCUGAAAAUGUUUGUUGAGCCCCAGCCACAGAUCCCCCACAAGUGGGUCCUCAGCCUGACCCCAUCCGCCAGUCCUCAGUCCCUCCCGUCUGCCGGUCCUCAGCCUGACCCCAUCCCUCCACCCACUAGUCCUCAGUCCCUCUUGUCUGCCAGUCCUCAGCCUAACCCCAUCCCCAUGACCCCUCCAUCUGCCGUUCCUCAGUUCCUCUCAGCCCUCAGUGUCUCCCCAGAGGAAUGUAAGUAUUAGUUGUAUUCUAAUUUGUGUUAACUCUCCAUGCCAAAUGCAUAACCCCUUCUAAAUGUCAGUGAUAGACGAGAUCUGGUCCGGGAAACGGCAAGGUGUGGAGCAAGGUGGGGCCUUAUAAGAUAU